Messenger RNA from Thecamonas trahens ATCC 50062, 3978 nucleotides. RefSeq lists its product as uncharacterized. Gene Ontology annotation, molecular function: guanyl-nucleotide exchange factor activity; catalytic activity. The record is from RefSeq and is a predicted model, not a curated record. Lineage: Eukaryota; Apusomonadida; Apusomonadidae. The transcript is spliced from 2 exons. Gene Ontology annotation, cellular component: plasma membrane. Gene Ontology annotation, biological process: Ras protein signal transduction; positive regulation of GTPase activity. Bases 1 to 3978 code for a protein of 1325 amino acids.
AUGUCUGCAGGCCCAAGCGAGGAAGUCGGUAUGGAGGUCGAGCUGACGGGCAGCGCGCUGGCGGUGGAUCAGCUGGUGGCGGUGGCUGGUGAUGUGGAGGGGACGAUCAAGGCGAGUAAGAGCGCGAUGUCAAGUGUGGCGGAUUCGCGCAAGACCAUGGAGAAGCUGCUGAAGAAGAAGGAGGCGGUGGUGGCCGAUGUCAACUCGGGCUGCGGCGGGGCGUCGGCGGUCGGUGAGGUCAUUGGCAAGAAGGAGAUCAACAUGGCGACGACCAACUGGUUCAAGUCGAUGGUGGAGGAGGCGUACGCCGAGCUUCCGGAGGAUGCGGGUGCCGAGGCGUACGCGUCGCCGCAGGCUGCGCGGAUGAUGGUUGUGCUCAAGAUCAACGCCAUGCUGAGCGGCGGGACCGGGGUGCGCAAGUCGCUGGUGCAGGCGGCGAUCAAGGUGUUCAACGCCGGCAUUGUGCCUGCGGUGCCGCUGAGUGGGAGCGAGGCCGGGCGGACGGCGGCGGCGAUGGCGCCGCUGGUGGGCGCCGGGCGGGUGCUUGUGCGCGGCGAACCUGUGACGGCGACGCCGGAGCUGUUCAAGGCUGCAGGAUGCAAGCCAGUCUCGCUGGCGGCCAAGGAGGCACUUGCGCUGACGAGCGGGACGGCGCCGACGACGGCGUACGCGGUGCUUGCGGCGACGAAGCUCGCGGUGCUAGUCGGGCAGUCUGCAGUGGUGUCGACGGUGUCGUGGGCGGUGCUUGGCGGGCCGAUCCAGCCGUUUGACGAGCUUGUCCACAUGGGCCGGCCGCACAAGGGCCAGCGGCAGAUUGCGGACGUGCUGCGGACAUUUGCGCUGCCGGAGAUGUGGCACUCGGAGGCAUACGCGGCGGCGCGUGCGGCGCGGAGCGACGCGGCCGACGCGGCCGGCGGAAGCCCGGCAGCGUGCCUGGCGGAGAUUCCGCAGGUGUACGGCGCGGUGGCCGAUGCUGCCAAGGCUGCGAUGAAGACGCUGGGCGUGGAGAUCAACGCGUGCGGCGACUCGCCGAUGAUGCUGGAGAGUGGGUCGCUGGCGGUGACUGGCAACUCGAAUAAGGCGUACCCCGCACUGGCGGCGCAGAGCCUGGUGGCAGCGGCGAGCGAGCUUGUGGCGAGCAUUGUGGCGCGGGCGGGCGCGGUCGGCGCGGACGCAGACGACCUGGCGCAGCUCGAGACGUCGGCGGCUGCGACGAAACUGAAGGAGCGGAUUCGGUCGCUCAAGAUAGCCCUGCAGGGCGCUUAUGACGAUUACCUCGAGGUCAAGCGCGCCCUGGGCGAGGAGGUGAGCGUGGAGCAAGAGGUCGGCGCACGACGGGCAAAGGCAACGGCGCAAAAGGCCGAGAUCAAGUCCAAGCUCGAGUCGAUGAUGGCCCACGAGAAGGAGACAGGCGUGGCCGCCACACCGCGCGGGACGCGACUUUCGGAUCUACAGUCGCGCUACCGUGCCCUGCGCGUACAGUCGACCCAGCUCAAGCUCGAGGAGGCUCGGCUGCUCUCGUCGUCCACCGGUGACGACGACGGGCGAUCGCGUGGUGCGGCGGGAAAGAGCCCGAUGGCGGAGGGCGAUGCCAAGGAUCGAAGUCGUGGACGGCCAGACUCGCUGGCGGCGCUGGCGGCGCGGCUCAACUCGUCGGCCUCGUUCGGCUCGAACAGGCAGUUCUCGCACUCGCUCAUGGAGGUGGCCAUCGACGACGACUCGUCGACCGCCAACGAGUGGGACAUUUCGGUCUUUUGGCCCGAUGCGUACACCGACUCGCGCGCAAGACUCGCCGUUCUUGCCAUGGAGACCAAGCUGCUGGUGUGGCGGCUGACGCUGCCGGGCGUCGCCGCCUCGGAGCUCCGUACUGUCGUCCUUCUCACCCACUCCAACUACAUUUCAACCAGUUCACUCAUCGAUCUCCUCGUGUCCCGCUUCAGCUGCGCCAUGCCUAUCUCUGCCACCCAACACGAGGUCUCUCGUUUCACCGCCACCAUCCGUCCAGCCAUCCAGACCAAGGUCCUCGACGUCAUCGCCACCUGGAUCACCAACCACUACUGCGACUUUGCCGGCCCUGACCGCGCGCACGAGCUCUCUGCCCUUACCACCGCCUUUGACUCGAUGGAGCAGCUUGCAGCUGGCCUCGGCAACGACGCCGCCCUCGUCCGUAUUGCUCGCCUCCGUGAGCUGCAGCAAACCCGCGCCCGCGACUUUGUCACCGAACACACUUACUCGGCGGUGAGCUCGGCAGCGGCGCCACGGGCCGAGCUCGUUUCAUCGUCAACCAUCUCCAAGCUCGCCAACGAGCAGGUCCAUCCGCUCGAGCUUGCGCGUCAGCUGACCCGGCGCGCGUUUGCGGCGUACAAGCACAUCACCGCGCCCGAGUUUCUCAAGCAGGCGUGGGCCAAGGACUCGGCCGCCGUCGCCGCACCCAACCUCCUCGCCGCCAUCGACGAGUUCAACAUGACCACUCGGUGGGCGGUGACCCACGUGCUCCGAGGGAGCGACCCACACGAGCGCGCCCACGCCGUCUGCUUCCUCAUCGAUGUCGCCAACAACUGCAUGGUCCUCCGCAACUACGCCACGCUCAUGGCCAUUCUCUCGGCGCUCGGCUCUGUUGCGCUCUCGCGGCUCUCGUCGACCUUUGCUGCCAUUCCGCAGAGCUACGAGGACAACUACUCGGAGCUCUCCGAGUUUAUGUCCAUGUCGAACAACUCCAAGUCGUACCGCGAGACGCUCAAGCGGGCACCGACGCCGUUCAUCCCAUACCUCGGUGUCUUUCUCCAGGACCUUGUCUUUAUCGACGACGGCAAUGAGAGCAAAGUCGGGCCAACCAAGCUCGUCAACCUCGAGAAAGAGCGCAUGACCGCCGACGUCGUCCAGGCCGUUCUCCGCGGCCGCGCCGAUGACUACCUUCUCAAUCCGGUCUCCACCAUCGAGACCUUUAUCAACAUGCCGGGCACUCUCGACGAGGACGCGCAGUACGCGCGCUCGCUGCAGCUCAAGCCACGCGGCGCAAGACUCGAAGUCGACGCCGAGCCGUUCCUCUCGCGCGAGACCAUGACCCGCAUCACCCACGCGCCACCGGCCGGCUCGCAGCGGCCCUCGUUCGACAUCGGCGACAAUCCCGAGAUGCUUGACAAGCUCUUUGCUGCCAUGACGCUGCGGACCUACGCCGAGGGCGAGUACAUUGUCCGCGAGGGCGAGGUCGGCUCGGAGAUGUUCUUUGUCCGCGACGGCAUCGUCAACGUUGAUCUUGCCGACGGCCGCUCGUUCCCGCUCAACCAGGGCGCAUUCUUUGGCGAGAUCGCGCUCUUCCUCCACCGCAAGCGGACCGCCAGCAUCUGGGCCCAGACCCGGGUCGAGGCGCUCGUCCUCACCAAGGCUGCGUGCGAUGAGGUGCUCACCGAGUUUCCGCACAUGCGCGCCCGGUUCCAAAAGCUCGGCGAGGCGCGCCUCAACUCGGACGGUGAGCCGCCCGAGUGGAUGCAAAAGCUGGCCAAGGAGGCGGCCAAGGCCUCGGACGAGGCUGCCGAAAAGGGCCUCCUCUCUGCCAUGCGUCAGCACCUGCGCAAGCGCACCUUCCGCGCAGGUGAGUACAUCAUCCGCGAGGGCGACUCGGAUGACGCAAACAUGUACUUUAUCUCCAAGGGCAUCGUCGACUUUGAGCUGCCCGACGGCCGGACGUUUCCGGCCAACCAGGGCACCUUCUUUGGCGAGGUCUCGCUCUUCACCUCCAAGCCGCGCUCGGCCUCGGUCCGAGCCCACUCGGACGUCGUGCUCCUCGCACUCUCCAAGGCUGACUGCGAGUCCGUCCUCAAUAAGUUUCCCAAGACCCGCAAAUCGUUCCGCAAGCUCUCGCGAGCCCGUGCCAAGAACGCCAAGGACGCCCGCGCGCUCGUCCCGCCGUGGAUGAAGGAGCUCGCCGAGGCGCUGGCUGCCUCGUCAUCGCACAGCCAGUCGUCAAACCGUCGCUAG